Molecule: messenger RNA, 1188 nt
Organism: Clonostachys rhizophaga
Lineage: Eukaryota; Fungi; Ascomycota; Sordariomycetes; Hypocreales; Bionectriaceae
Source: the annotation of a GenBank genome assembly
ACUCGAACUAUGGAAAGUACGGUCACCUCAACGACAUUGAAGGCCACGAAUAUCUCGAAGGAAAGUGGUCACGUCACCCCGCCUCUCACGCCGGAUGUUACCCGAUCCGGACCUGUCGGGGAUGAGGCCUUUGCUGGUUUCCCGAAGAACUUCUCUGUCGACAGUAAUGUUCUUGAAAAGUUUCCGGUAGGCACAAAGAUACUUUCAGCCGAUCCUUUCGGAACUUCAGCUUGGACGGUGACUACUCGGCUCCAGCUUCAGAUGGAAGAUGGGUCCGAAGAGCUAUUCUUUCUCAAAUCGGCUCCAGAAGAUCACGGGCGGACAAUGAUGGAAGGCGAGUUUAACUCUAUGUCCGAGCUAUACAAGUGGGCUCCCAAUCUUGUCCCAAAGCCACACUCGUGGGGGAAAUAUGCAGACAGUACGCCUGAUACGUACUUCUUUCUCUCGCAGUUUCUACAGAUGAAUGAGACAAUGCCAGAUCCAAAGUACCUCUGCGCUGAACUUGCCCGCCUCCAUCGGGACAGCCAUUCGCCUACAGGCAAAUUCGGAUUCCACUGCACAACAUGCCAAGGACGGAUCGCUCAGUGCGUAGGCUGGGAAGAAAACUGGACAGUAUUCUUCACCAAACUCCUCCAGCACGUGAUCAAACUGGACUUUGAGGUGAACGGGUAUUGGGAAUCACUCGACAAAGUCGAAAAGAGGCUCAUUGAACAUGUCAUUCCAAGACUACUCGAUGCCCUUUCCAGUGAUGGCAAUUCAAUCAAGCCCAGUCUACUUCAUUCCGACCUCUGGGAAGGUAAUACUGGAACAUCACUCAGCGACGGAAAAGUCUAUAUCUUCGACGCUGCUUCAUUCUACGGCCAUAAUGAGAUGGAAGUUGCAAACUGGCGCGGCUACUACAACAAAAUCAGCAAUAAAGUGUACACCAGAACAUAUCUCCGUCAUUUCUUGCCAAGUGAGCCGAAGCUUGAUUGGGAGGACCGCAAUCGCCUCUACAGCGUAUACUAUAACGUGAUAUAUUCCGUCAAUCAUGAGAGCCAAGGAACGGCCGUUCGUCAAUUGGCAUUUAGUGAUAUGUAUUAUCUCGUCGAUAAAUUUGCGCCAUUCCCUGAAGGUGAGGCACCCACGCGUUUACAGGAAUCGGAAAUCGCAUCUCUCUCUGCCGAACGCGACCAUACUCUAGCUUAA